Molecule: messenger RNA, 1786 nt
Organism: Coccinella septempunctata (seven-spotted ladybird)
Lineage: Eukaryota; Metazoa; Arthropoda; Insecta; Coleoptera; Coccinellidae
Exons: 11
Coding region: 25-1743 (572 amino acids)
Source: RefSeq, a predicted model, not a curated record
AAAGCUAAAUCCAAUCACUUGAAAAUGAGAUACACAAGUAGAACUGGUUUAGCACCAAGUGCAACGAAGAAACUGUUGAGGAGAAAUCGGAGUGGAAAAAAUUUAGACUUCAAACCAGACGCCAGACCUGCACCUUUCGUUUUGAAACCAUUGGCGGGUAUCUACAACCCUUACAGAUAUGGAUGCUCACUCCUAUGCAACCACCCAACCGAUGAAGAUGCUAGGGAAUUGCUAAGAAGAGCUAAAGAUACAUGGGUGAAUGAAAGCAGGAGAACUAUUCUGCAUGAAGAUGAAAUUGCGGCAAUUCGAGAUAACCUAGAGCAUUUGCAAAUGUAUUCGAAGCAAAAUGACACCAUUCAGACACCAGUGAUAGAAGCUAUACCAGAAGAACUAUUCAGACGCUAUACAGAAACAGAUUCAAGACCUCUUACCCCAGCUCCUACCCUUUCAAGCUCUGCCACAAGAGCUUCUGGAUCAAGAAGGUGCUUCACGCCUGAUCCUAUACCUAUAUCCACAGUCAAAGAAAAAACGAUGCUCGUUCUCGACCUGAGAAGAAGUCACAGCCAGGAUUUGAUAUGCGGUGGUAAUGCAUUUCUCGAUCCACCUUUGAUUUUGAUUCAACAAGUUCCUACUAGAAGAGGCAGUCUGGAUAGUUUUAUUGGUAAUUCGAACAGAGCUAAACAUGCUUUGCGUAUGCCAGCAACUGCAAGAACAACGAAUACUCAAAAAGAUGUAAGCCCCAAGAAUGAACCACCCAUGGACCCUGAAGACGAUGACAGAAAAACAGACGAAGAAAAUGACGAAAAUUACAUUAAAAGAAGAGGUAAAAGGAGGCGUAAAAAAAGAAAUGGUUCUACGGCCCUACUUGUUCAAACAUCAACUGAUCCAGAAACACAGGUUGGCACGGUUGGUUUAGACUCCAAUAACGCAAGUACCAGGCCCUCUUUGGUACCUGGAUCAGCAGAAGAAGCCGCUGUCCAGAAAUCAGCGUCUCAAAAUCUAAACGACACCAAAAAAUCCGGUCUUUUUCGAAACGUAGAAUCGUUUUUAGACUUCGACAUAUUGAAAUUAUUGCGUAGAGAACUGACAACGGAAAUAUACGAUAAUGAAUUCGAUUGGAAGCGAAGGAUUGCUCUGGGAGAAGCGCUAAAAACCCUAACGAAUGAAAAAAAUAAUUGCGAAGAAUUGCUGGCUCUACAAUCUGAACUGAAUCUGCCGCCUAUCAAUACUGAUCUUUGGAUAAGCAUACCAAGGGUGUUUUCUAGGCAGAAUGCUAGAUUUGAACUACCGCCAUUCAGCAAUAUGCUCAAAGAUAUGACCCCAAUGGAAUACAUUGCAGACAAUGUAGAUGUAACGAAUAGAAGAAAAAUAAUGUACAACUCUAUUUUCAAUAAGUUCAGAAUGAAAGAGGUGGAUAAAGAAAGAAGAUUGCUUGGAAAAAAUAUUUUAGAUGCUCUUCACCUUUUGAUGGGUCAAAAAUUGCCAAUUCAACCUCUAGAAGAUUUCAAAGAGUUGGUUGGUUGGAAUGAUGAAGAACUUUACGACUUUAAGACAUUUUCUUGUAUUUGCGCUACAUGCGAAAGGUUACUAGCAUCGAAGUACAGCAAAACUGUACCAGAUAGAAAAGCUGAUCCAUGUCACGAGCUAGAAUCAGCCGAUUUCGAGUCGUUAAAUCGGAAGCUGCAAGGUCAAAACGCCAACGAAAGAUUAGUGAAAAUCCUCUUCGGAAUAAAAAACCUUUAAAUUGAAUUAUUUAUUGAACAGAAAUAAACUAUCAAGAAUUAAC